AUUUUAUAGUGACUGUACCCAAAGAAGAAGUACAUGGUAAACAUCAUCUUGCCCCAACAAAAAAAAAAAUAAAAGAACGAAAAAGCUUUCUUUUAAAUUCAAUACAAAAUGGGAACUGAGGUAAACAAUGUUGCUGGGCAGAAUGCGUCUGGUACCAUUACUUCUUACAAGCUGAAACCUUCUCUGGGUGAAACGUUUAAAGGGGUUCUCAUAAAAGAAAUUAUCCAUGACGUGCUGUCUGAAAAGCUACAAGGAAAAGCAUAUAAUGUUGAGGAGGUGUCCCAAUGGACGAAAGAUAUUACCGAUACCAUAAACACGACCAUAAGAAAUAAGCUCGUAAUGCCUCGAUACAAGUAUAUUGUGCAAGUGAUGCUAGGACAACAACUUGGUGCUGGAUGUCAUUAUUAUGCCAAAUGCUGCUGGGAUGCUGAGUCGGAUUCUCAAAUUUCUGACGUUUUUAGCAAUACAAGUCUUUUUUGUGUAUGUACUGUUUUUGGCGUAUAUUUAUAUUAGCAAUUAAUAUUUUUUUAUAAUAAAUAAUGUAGUUCUACUUGUCUAA
Messenger RNA from Musca domestica (house fly), 559 nucleotides. Its product is annotated as dynein light chain Tctex-type protein 2B. The transcript has 2 exons. Gene Ontology annotation, molecular function: dynein intermediate chain binding. The record is from RefSeq and is a predicted model, not a curated record. Gene Ontology annotation, biological process: microtubule-based movement. Lineage: Eukaryota; Metazoa; Arthropoda; Insecta; Diptera; Muscidae. Gene Ontology annotation, cellular component: cytoplasmic dynein complex; cytoplasm. Bases 109 to 513 code for a protein of 134 amino acids.